Mobula hypostoma (lesser devil ray) is the source of this 2947-nucleotide messenger RNA. It is a transcript of the gene trnt1, whose product is annotated as tRNA nucleotidyl transferase, CCA-adding, 1. The record is from RefSeq and is a predicted model, not a curated record. Gene Ontology annotation, molecular function: tRNA binding; nucleotidyltransferase activity. Gene Ontology annotation, cellular component: mitochondrion. Gene Ontology annotation, biological process: mitochondrial tRNA 3'-end processing; tRNA 3'-terminal CCA addition. Lineage: Eukaryota; Metazoa; Chordata; Chondrichthyes; Myliobatiformes; Myliobatidae. The transcript is spliced from 7 exons. The coding region runs from base 22 to 1302 and encodes 426 amino acids.
GUGUGGCAACACUGGCGAUCGAUGUGGAGACGGGCCGCGCGUAUCGGGGCAGUGAGCUGGGCUUUGCGGCGAGGCCUGUUCACCAUGCAGCUGAAGACGGUGGAGUUUGAGUCGUUGUUUACCGAUGGCCUGAAGUGUGUGGCAGAAUUGUUCGGUAAAAACAACCACGAGUUGAGAAUAGCUGGCGGCGCCGUGAGGGAUUUGUUAAGCGGGAAGCAGCCCGAAGACGUGGACUUCGCCACCACGGCUACCCCUGAACACAUGAAGGAUUUGUUUCAAGCUGCUGGCAUUCGGAUGAUCAACAACAAAGGGGAGAAGCAUGGCACCAUUACUGCAAGAGUACAUAAUCAGAACUUUGAGAUUACUACAUUGCGAGUUGAUGUUGCAACAGAUGGAAGGCAUGCUGAAGUAGAGUUUACAACAGAUUGGCAGACAGAUGCGGAACGAAGAGACCUUACAAUCAACUCCAUGUUUUUAGGCCUUGAUGGUACUUUGUAUGAUUAUUUCAAUGGUUAUGAGGAUCUGAAGAACAAGAAAGUUCGAUUUGUUGGUGAUCCAGCACAAAGGAUACAAGAAGACUAUUUGAGAAUAAUGCGAUAUUUUAGGUUUUAUGGCAAGAUUGCUAAAGAAUUGGGAGACCAUGAUCCCAAGACACUAAAGUCGAUCAAACAACAUGCAAAGGGCAUGGCUGGAAUUUCUGGUGAAAGAAUCUGGUUUGAGCUGAAGAAAACUUUAGUUGGAAAUCAUGUUGCUCACCUUGUCAGUCUAAUGUAUGAACUGGAUGUAGCUCAGUAUAUUGGAUUGCCAGUUAUUGAUGGCAACCUGGAGGAACUAAACAGGGUGUGCAAAAAUGUGCAGCAUCAUUGUCCAAAACCCAUGACUGUUCUCUCAGCAUUGUUUCGAACACAAGAUGAUGUUCUAAGACUUGACUUAAGGCUAAAGAUUUCAAAAGAAGAAAAGCAACUUGGCUUAUUCCUAGUUAAGCAUCGAAGAGAUUUGAUAAAAUCUGAUGGUUCUGAUCCACUAAAACCUUACAGAGAUUUCAUAAUUGAUUCCAGAGAACCAGAUAUGCAGAACAAAGUGUGUGAGUUGCUGAAGUACCAAGGAGAAGAGAAGUUACUGAAGGAAAUGGAGCAGUGGUCCAUACCGCGCUUUCCUGUCAGCGGCCAUGAUCUACGGAGAAUAGGAAUAGUUUCUGGAAAGGAAAUUGGGACAAUGUUGCAAGAACUUAGGGAUACGUGGAAACAAAGUGGUUACCUGAUGGAUAAGGAAGAACUAUUGAGUUUAGUAAAAAGUCCUUAAAUACUUCUGACUGGUCUCAGCGAUUCAGGCAUUGAAAUCAUUCAUUGUUUACUCUGUGUGUUAGAACUCUUGCCAUCACUGUUGGUUUCUAAAUUAUGUGUACAAUAUAUAUGCUUCAUUCUUUGUAAAUUCAACUGUUUUGCUUCCUCGUGUCACUAGGAUCAUUAGUUUGACUGCAUGUUCACUGGUUCUAUUAAAUAAUUGAAUUCUACUCAGUUGGAUCAUAUGUGCAGAUGACUGGUUAAUUCUGUUCAUGUUUGAAGUUUGAACAGCUUGUAUUAUUAAAAGUAUUGCUGUUGUGUUAGAUAGAGCAUAUACCAUCAAGGACUAGAUCUUAACCUGCUUAUAUAAAUUGAGUUUGUUUACUCACUAAUGCUCUAAUUUGAAUAGAAUCUAGUAUGCAAGAUAUUUUAAAAAUUAAAAAAAACUCCCCACAUGAAAAAACUUAUCUUGUUUUCCCUUGAUCUUUACCUCUAGUCACAGAAACAAAGAAAAUAAUUUAUCCAUGCAAGAGUGAGAUUGUGACAUUGAUGUGAACAGAUAAGCUAUGGUUGUGAAAAGAAUACUUUAAUUUAGUCUUUUUUUUUCUAGAACUUGUUUAAGUGGAUUUAAGCAUUGUAGGGGGAAAAAAACUGGAGGCUAUUUUUUUCAAACACUUGGCAAUUUGAAAAGAUGUAUCUCCUUCUAACACUAUCUCAGCAGCCCAUUCAAGGCAUCUAUCAUUCUGUUCAAACAAAAAAACCCCAGGCCCGAAUACUCCAGGUAAAACAACCCAGGUUUGUCCAAAGGGAUUCACCUUUGUUUGGGUUACCUGGAGAAAUCGGAGGUAGCAAAACAUUGCAUACCCAAUGGCCAUAGGAUUGACUGGCACAAAACUACUGUGCUGCGCCAGUAGCUUUUGGGACCAUCUGGUAAAGGAAGCCGUGGAAAUAAAACUAGAGAAUAAGAAUUUUAACAAAGAUGAAGUCUUGCUCUUAAGAAAGAACUGGAAUUCGAUUGUAAACAAAAUGGGACAGCAGAAACCUGACUGGUUAGUACUCAACCAAUCGGGAGGGACGGAUCUAUAAGGAUCUAUAUACUACCAAACUAGAAGUGCCUAAGCAUCAUCCCUAAAGGAGAUGCUUAAGUUUUUCAUUGAAAUAUAGGUUAAAAUCAAUACCUGUACCUUUCUGGAAACCCGAGAAGAGUCUAUUCGUCACGUGCUGAGAAAGCACUAGAUCCUUUCAAACAUGUACCUUAUUUGCCCUGAUUGAUUUGGGCAUAGAACAUAAAAGUUGAGAGGUUAUAUUGCAACUUUACAAAUGCUGGUACAUAAUACUUGGAGUAAUGUGUGCAGUGUAGUUCUGGUCACUGAAGAGGGUGCAGAGAAGGACAUUAAUGGGGAGAUUUUGGAUAGGCUGAACUUGUUUUCCAUAAAGCAACGGGGACUGAGGUGUGAUGUGAUAGAAGUAUAGUUAUGCGAGGUAUACAGGGUGGUCAAAUCUUUUCUCCCCAGGUUGGGGUAUCAAUUUCAAGCUGUGAGGAAAAAGGGUGUGUAAAGAAUUUUUUAAGGGGUUGAUAUCUUGAAUAUUGUAAUUAAUUUCAUUUCAGAAGCAUUUAGACAUAUUUGUAUGUGUCAGGCAUAGAAGGAAAUGGACCUAAUGUU